This is a messenger RNA of Ectocarpus sp. CCAP 1310/34, 1205 nucleotides long. Lineage: Eukaryota; Phaeophyceae; Ectocarpales; Ectocarpaceae. The record is from the annotation of a GenBank genome assembly.
AUGGCCCAUCAAUCAAAUGGGAACAUCUGGAAGGGGGAUCUCGAAACCGGCCAGGGCGAAGUGUUUGAGCUUGGCGCUCCGGGCCCCGCCGUAGGCCUGGACCACGACCGCCGAUCUGGCUACCUUUUCGUCGCUGGGGGACCUGUAGGCACGGCACGCGUGUACGAUGAGGAUUUCGCUUUGGUCGCAGAUCUGGUCCUGAGUGACGGCAACUCGUCAUUUGUGAAUGACGUCAUCAUCACCAAGACCGCCGCAUACUUCACGGAUUCUUUUCAACCGAAGAUAUACAAGGCAAGGCAACUGCGCCCUUCUUUGAAUGAAUUUCGUCCAAGAGAAUGGGGGCACAGCAUGUCCAGUCGGCAGCACCCGGUGCUCCAAUUCGAGCAAGUUUCCACCGUUUCCAUCGAAGAGAAAAACGUGAACCUCGACAGGGAGACCGGUGCGUUGGUGGAUGGAUUGGCUGUCCACACGCUAGUCCUCAGCGACAACGUUCCCGUGUUGGAAGGCGCGUUCAAUGUCAACGGUAUCGAGGUGAGCGACAUGUCGGAAAGGGCACAGCCCAAAUCUGUGAGAACCAUACCUCAGUAGCGAGUGCGAAAGCAAGUGACCCAAAAUAAUGGUUUCCAUUCUCACGUGUGAGGGUAUCGUGCGAUAAUAUAUGCGCCCUCACGCCUUGACAUUGCACGUACUCAUGCGCAGCAGUUGGAACGUUUCUUGUUCCUCCUUCGCCGUAAGACACGGUCUAGGUGUGCAGCGGAGAGAGAAUCCAUCUGCCUUGUGUACCCCCUCGCAUUGUUUCGCUAUCGCCCUAAAAACAAACGCACCACAGUACUAUUAAUACUAUGUUCGCGCCAUCGUGUCAAUGAAAUUAUUAGAAAUGAGUAAGACCUGAGACUACACGAUUAGGAUGUUUCUUCACUGAAGUUCUGAUCGAUAGCGACUCCUCCGUUGGGUUCCUCAGUCAUCGCUCACCGAGUUGUCCAGUGGAAUAACAUUUUCGAUCAAACGAUGUGAACGCGGUAUCGAUUCCCAGCUACAUGGUACAACGUUCGGCAACCUGUUUAGCUCCAACUAGACUUUUCCAGCAGCGCAUGGCACCGUGUAUGGCGGUGAGUCCGGCCUAGGAGAUCAAUGCCAGAGCUUGGAGGGCCAAGGGGCCCAAGGCACACCUGGUGACGGUCAACGCUACUACUACUCAACGAGUC